Brassica napus (rape) is the source of this 2468-nucleotide messenger RNA. Its product is annotated as protein terminal ear1 homolog. Bases 348 to 1067 code for a protein of 239 amino acids. Gene Ontology annotation, molecular function: nucleic acid binding. The transcript has 4 exons. The record is from RefSeq and is a predicted model, not a curated record. NCBI's taxonomy places the organism in Eukaryota, Viridiplantae, Streptophyta, Magnoliopsida, Brassicales, Brassicaceae.
GCCAGAUCAAAUACAUUUAAUAUGACCAUAGAAAAGCCUACCAUUUUUUAGCAAAAGAAGUAUUGGAACAAGAGAGACAUUACAUACAGAAACAUUGAGAAAAAAAUAAUAUACUCAAUUGAGUGUUACGUCUUCCUCUGCAACCUUUUUCGUUCUGACCCAUUUUCAUUCACUAAAACUGCAACUUCUCUUCUCCCUUGUUCCUCCCAAAACCUCCACGCCUAAGCUUCUUCUUUAUUUUGUUUUUAUCCUCAGAGUCUCUUUAUUUUAUUUGUAUCCUCACAAUCUCUGCUUUUUCUUCUCUCUGACUUCAAGCUUUCUUUCCUAGGGUUUAUCUUUUUUUUUCAAUGGCUCCACCUCUCAAUCCAAAAGCCCCUGAAUUUUAUCCAAGAAAUCGAGCUCAAGAACUUUCACAAAAACCGAAGUUUCUUUCAUUCACCACUUUCAGUGUUAAGCCGGGAAAGCUCAGUCGACCCAAAUGUCUACCUCCGAGAUUGUUGAAGCAGAAGGCUUGGGUCCAAAAAAAUCGAAAUGUUUUGCCAAGAAAACCUCUUCCUCCUCCCAAAGAAGCUGAGCUCAAAUCUCUGUUUGGUGACCAAACAUCUGUUAUGAUACGAAACAUUCCAAACAUGUUUGGACGAAAGGAUCUUCUGAGGAUUUUGAACAAUCAUUGUCGUAGAGAGAACAAAGUUCAACAACAAAUUCCUUCUUCCUAUGACUUUCUCUAUUUGCCCAUGGAUUUUGUGAAACACGCGAAUUUAGGGUACGCUUUUGUGAACUUCACGAGCUCGGUCGCAGCUGAGAGAUUCCGGAGAGAAUACGACAAUUUCUCAUGGGUCGGCUUUGGGUACAAGAAGAUUUGCGAAAUCUCUGAAGCCAAGUAUCAGGGGAAAGAAGAGUAUACUCAACAUUUCAAGGACUCUAGGUUUCCUUGCCACACUGACGACUAUCUUCCGGUGAUUCUCUCCCCGCCUAGUAAUGGUUUCACAUGUUACAGCCUCGCGACCCUCGGAUACAGAGUCAGCACACGUGGCGGUGGAACAGGCCGUCGCAUCCAUGUCGCUUGAUCUUUUAGGGUCUUGAAGAAGGAGGAUCCUUGUUUUCAUUCAUCUCCCAAUGACGUGACGUCACGACCUGGGUGAAAUGGAAACAUAACCUUUCUCUAUCUUUCUAUCGUUCGCUUAAUUAGUUUGCUACUGAGUACUUAGUACCACUAGUUCUCCGUUUAGGUUUCGUGUUUGUUAUUUAGUAUUUAGUCAAUGAAAUUAUGUACUACUCUUGGACAUCCGUACAAUGGUUAUUUCAUAUUUGAGUUUUCUACCUUUCUAUAGUUUUUACCUUUUAGUAUACCACUGAAAUAUUUAUAAAUUACAUUAACUACGAAUCAGCUUUUUUGAAAAAUUUGGGGAUGAAUUAAUCGUGUUAUAUCAACAUGACAUACAACAUACUUUUUACAAUAAACUAUUGUUUAUUUGAGUAAUUUUAAUUUUUUGGUUUUACAUAUCUAAAUGGUAAUGUCAACUAAAGUGCCACGUCAUUACACCAAUUAAAUCUCACCAUUGUGUUAUUUCACCUUUUUUGUUUAAAAGUAUGGAACUUCACAUAGGGAGUUCUAAAAAGAGAUCACUUUAUUAUAAUUAAUUAAAACCUUCUUGAUGUUGUCAAAUCACGUAGACAAUGUAAAUUGAAAAGAAAAAAAAAACACUUUUAUUCCAACCAAGAUCUCAUACAUCUUGGUGAACCACAAACUAAAACAUAAAAAAAAAGGAAACUUUGAAACAAUCCAAUCUCUUCAAAUAUAACUAAAAAGUUCAUCUCUCUUGAUCAUGGAAGGACGAGUCCCUUCACUUAGGAUUUAGGAAUCCUUUAUAAUAUACUUCGCGGAUUCUUUCUCAUGACGUGUGAGGUUAUUUUUGAAAUCAAUGUAAUAGAGUCCGAAUCUGUUCUUGUGCCACUCGAAGUUAUCCAACAAUGACCAUAUAAAGUAUCCUGUAACAUUUACUUUGUCGAUGCUGCAGAUUUGAUAUCAAUUUUCUUAUUAAAUUUUUCAAUAUAAUUUAGUAUCGAUCGUAUACAGGAGAUAGUAAUUACCAAAUAGCUUCAUGUAUACUCAAAAGAUGCCUCUGGAGAUAGUAUUUCCUAUUAUGAUCAGCAGUACCAUUUUUAAUCGAAUCUGUAGCCCCAAGUUCUUCUCCAUAUCCUAACAUAAAAUAUCGAUCAAUGACUUUUUAUAUUUAUGUUUAAAACAAAAUGAAUUAAAAUGUUUGACAAAUCAUACUAAAAUAUCUAGUUACCAUUUUCCAUGAUCAUAAUCUCUGGAUUUGCGUAGUUAUCCUUGAUGUAUUUCAAAAGAUUUCUCAAGUCUUCCGAGUAAACGUUCAUUGCAGCUAGCGGUAAAAGGCUGAAAACAAAAGUGAAGAUGUUAUGUCAUAAUUAAAUUUUUAUCUUCUUGUUUACAACAGCAUGCA